CCGUCCGUCAAACCGAGAACGUGGCGUUGCUGCCGGAUACGAUUGUUCAUUGCGGGUCGCGAGGAAAUCGUCUCCGAUGAAACAUCAGUCCUUCUUCCGUUGUUGGCAGUUUCCAGGCAUCGAUGAUAGUGUAUGACCACUGCACUCCAUAGCGACCGUGCGUGACGUGCUGGAGAUCUCGAGAGACUUCACUGAGGGAGUUGUCGGACAUUAAUUUCGUCUUCUCGCAGAAGCGCCUCCGAUCUUCUGAAGACGAUUGGAGUAACAGCCCUUUCUGAGUGAUGAAAUAAUUGAAAAUGGCCUGGGUGGAAAAACAUGAAAUAGCUCGGGCAGUUGCCCUGUUGACAUGUCUACUGUCAGGUGUGUUGGAAAAGGUCCACGCCGGGUCGUCCUGCUUCUGCACCGACACUGCGUCAACUAAACUCCAGGGUGCCAAGCUCCUCGAGCAGGACAGAAGCAGCGGGAAUGCGUCGUCAGUGACGGAUUUGUGCACCACGGACGAGCAUUAUGCUUGCGAGACAAGGUGUGCGCUGGCCGGAUAUCCUCUGCACGCCUUCGACCACCGCGGCCACUGCUUCUGCGCUUGGAACCUUGUGCGAGCCGAGAAGAAUGCAUCGGAGGGAAACGUCAUUGCCUCUUUGGCUGUCUGUCGUCCGUGCAGCCAAGCCACUCGACCGCGGCACACAAGUUGUCAUUGCGGCGCAAGUGUCGACUCUCUGUGGGUGUGCUUGGCAAGUUAUGCAUCGCUUUCUGUUGUGUCCCCAGCGGUUGCCUACCUGGGUUGCUACACGUAUGACAAGCGUCACAUCGGUAAUCAGACUAUACCGACAGCCCUCCUCGGAAGCGAAGUGGAGACGUUCACCUAUUACGAUGCACCGACACCGCUCCAGUCCACGGCGGUGUGUGCCGGAUACUGCCGUGCACAGAACCCCAAAUACACGUACGCCGCCAUCGGCAACUAUUGGCACUGCGUGUGCGGUACUGCCAUCAACGAGCUGUUCAGAAGAAAGCUGGAUAGUAAAUGUGUUCCUUGCGAUGGCGAUCGGCAACUCAAGUGCGGCAGAUCGAAUUCCAUGGCAGUCUACAUGAUUCUAACAGCCAGAAUCACUGCAGAGCUGAACGGUGUGGCCCUGCCGGAGCACAGCACCCUGCGACCUGGGCAGAUGGUGACGAUGUCAUGCCGUGUGGCCGAGACUCUGCAUAGCCAGGGCAUUGCAAUGGCAUUCAGCUGGAACUGUAGUGAUGGUGACAGCAUGAACACUACCACGAACACAUCGGGCAGUCUGAAUGUCACUCUGGAUGAUGAGUGGCAGCAGCUAAUCUGCACAUGUUUUGUGGAUAUCAGCCAACCCUACAGCGGGCCCAGCUCAUUUGCCAUCACACAGUUCUCACUGUAUGUGGAAGAAGCCAACACAACACAGCUGUCGUCAACGGUUGGUGACGUGGUGACAGCAUUCUGUGACGUCACACCCUGCCUAGGUGGUUCACCUGUCUGGCAACCAGAAAUGUUGCAGUAUCAGCUGCAGUCAUCGGCGAUGGCCGGAAUCCUCCUGGAAUCGUCUGGACUGACGAAUAUGACGUUUGUGGCUUCAAAGUCAAUGAACAAUACUGCUUUCCAGUGUAUCUGUGAUGUGGACGACAUUGUUCUCGGGAAAUUCUCUUUGUCGGUGAAAGAGUUCCCUGGCAGUCUGUACAUUGACACGCCGGAGCUGCCUCACAUUGUACCUUCAGGUAGUACAGUCGCACUGCUAUGCAAGGCUAAUUCGUCAUUGGCAUCAGGACUCACCAUUGCGUGGCACUGGUAUUCGCCAGCUAACAGCGAUUCUCCGUCAGCGAAACAAGUCAAACAUGCCGUGCAUGAUCCCAUGCUGCGUUUGAUCAACGUCAGCGAGCGGGACACCGGUCUGUACACCUGCCGAGCCAAGAGCAAUGGUGUGGUUGUCCUGCGUACGCAUGUGCCCUUACAAGUGGAAGGCAAAGUAACCACCCGUGGCCACUCAACAUCUGACGCUGCACUUCCAACGUUCCCCGUUGAAACCCAACGGGACGGGGAAAAGGAAUCAUACUUUGAAGGAAACAACCUCGUCUACAUGUUGGUUAUUGCUGGGUUGGUUUUCGUUAUGUGCUCUAUCGUGAUGCUUGUCAUUACAACUCGACUCCGCCGGGCUCGGGCUGCUCGGCUGCGCAGAGCUGAAGAGGAGACUGAUGACGAUGACUCGGUGAGUGUUGAUGAAGUUGGCAUACACCAUAACAAUGAGACUACAAAUGAAGCUGAACGACAGUUGCAAGACAAUGCGCCCACCUCCGAACAGUCACCAUCGGCUCACUUUGGUUCCCUUUCCCAACGAAACAUGGAAAACGCAAGCAACGCUCCAAACCAAGCUAGGAGAAGUGUGGGUACUGGACAGUACGACAGCAUUUCCAAGGAUUCCUCUUUCUGCAUUUCACCAAUGCCAAGCAGCAUACAGUUUCAGAUUGGUCGACUGGAAGACCGCUCGUCACUGCCGCACACAUACAGCUCCGUACCGGUGGACAGCGACAGCGGCAGUAAAAACCGUGUGAUUGGCCGGAGUUCGAGGUUGACAUCUCAGUCCUCGUCAACAACUAGCAGCAUAAAUCACGAAUACGAUCAUCUACGCUACACGAACCUUGAGGAGAUGCUUGUUCAACCGUACCAACCUCCGCCAGACUCGGAAACGGCGAUAUACUCUCAUCUGAAGCAACGUGGCUAUCGGCGGAUUGAGGCCUCAGAUAUUGAGCUUGGAGGCGAAAUAGGCUCUGGACACUUUGGUGUGAUUCGCAGUGGUUGGUGGAUUGAAUCACAGAGUGGACGCCGUGUGCCUGUUGCAGUGAAGACCAUGCAAGACAAUCUCUGCAUGGAGAAGCGUGUAGAGUUCCUUCGAGAAGCGGCCAUCAUGUGCCAGUUCAGACAUCGCUACAUUGUCUACAUGUAUGGCGUAGUGACAUCUACGCUGGCAAAAGACACUAUGCUUGUACUGGAGCUCUUGGACCCGAGGAAUCUCCGCGAAUACCUGCAGGGACUAGCCAGCAAGUCAGUUACUCGAGACCUUGGCCAGCAGUUUCUUAGGUUUAGUGGCGAAAUUGCCGAGGGCAUGGCGUAUCUAGCGGCCAAGUCAUUUGUGCACCGGGACUUGGCUGCAAGGAACAUUCUCAGGGGUAUGGAUGGUACUUGCAAGAUUUCCGACUUUGGACUGUCCUGCAACAUCAGUGAUGUGCGCUGCUACACUGGAAAUGGGCGCCUCCUUCCGAUCCGCUGGAGCGCACCAGAGACCCUAUCAGCCAACAAGUUCUCAACGGCCAGUGAUGUAUGGAGCUACGGCAUUCUGCUGUAUGAGAUCUGGUCCGCUGGAAAGAGGCCGUAUCACCUGUGGAGCAACGAGAAGGUAGUGGAGGAGGUUCAGAGCGGGUACCGCCUGCCCAAACCAGUGUACUGUCCAGACGAUGUGUACGAGGUCAUGACGGAUAGCUGGAAUAAGAAUCGCCACCAUCGCCCAACAUUCCGCGCCAUCUCCCACCAGUUGGGUAUCACAGACAUGACCAAAGUUGCCUGGGCUACUGAAGCAGUAGCGGCCACAGCAGCACAGGACCAAAGCCUGCAGUACUGCCUGCCGUUUGAACUGGCCCUGCCUGCCGUUUGAACUGGCCCUGCCGACCUAUCCUAGUUCCGUGUACAGUGAUCAAUCUGAUCAUGCAUGAAGAGGUUUUAGCCAUGGCUUUGAACUAAUUACUUACAGCCGCCUGAACAUGGUGCCUCUUCAGUAUAAUGUGUAUAGGACAGGGAUAGCAGAGAUGUGCCUUGUGCUUUUGGCCAUAAUUUAUGCAUAGCAGAGAUGUGCCCGUUGUACUUUUGGGUGUGAUUUCUGUAUAGCAGAGGACUCCUAUAGUAAUCCGGCCUCUGUCCACUGGAUGAUUUUUGACAAGUUUUUGAUUCUUGAGAAUUCCCUUGACCUGAUAGCAUGCCCUUUACACCUUAUCAUAUCCCUACUACACUGUGUGCGCACAGUCCUCUGGGCUACUAUUUGCACAUGUAGCAGAACCUUUCCUCAACUCUGUGCCCUCAUUUCCCCCUUUCUGCAGGUCGCUUUUCUAAAUUGGAAAAAUAAUUGGUGCUACAAAGUCCCCGCUCUAAGUCACUGCUAGCAUGCUGUAACUUUUUCAUACACACAGGUGGUAAUCACAAUCUUGUACUCUUUCCAGCUUG
Molecule: messenger RNA, 4222 nt
Organism: Sycon ciliatum
Lineage: Eukaryota; Metazoa; Porifera; Calcarea; Leucosolenida; Sycettidae
Exons: 21
Coding region: 297-3659 (1120 amino acids)
Biological process (GO): positive regulation of kinase activity; protein phosphorylation; cell surface receptor protein tyrosine kinase signaling pathway
Cellular component (GO): signaling receptor complex; plasma membrane
Molecular function (GO): ATP binding; transmembrane receptor protein tyrosine kinase activity
Source: RefSeq, a predicted model, not a curated record